AUGCUUCAUGUGCUUCCCACUAUUGUUCUGGAUAAACUUAGAAGAAAGAAGGUUUUCAUUGUUCUCGAUGAUGUCAAUGAUUCAGAGCAGUUAGAGGCUUUAGCUGGGUAUCAUGGUUGGCAUGGUUCAGGAAGUAGAGUCAUAGUAACAAGCAGAGACAAAGAAGUAAUUGUUAUAAGUGGAAAAGUAAUUGUUGUUAAUAAUAAGUUAGAGAUGCAUGAUUUGAUACAAGAAAUGGGUCAACAUAUUGCUUGGCAUGAACAUAGUAGAUUAUGGGAAUUCACAAAAAUUUGUGAUAUCUUAGCAACUAAGAAGGUGAACAAAGCAGUGGAAGGUAUAUGCUUGGAUACUUCUAAAAUGGGAAUGACACGCUUGAAUUCUGCAACCUUCUCACAAAUGCCUAACUUAAGAUUACUCAAAUUUUUUAGGCAUUCAAAUAAAAAGGACUCAACUCCUGAAACCUUCAUACUUGAAUCUGCUAAAAAGAAUCAUCUGCAGAAUCUUCCUAACAAGUUGAGUUUACUACAUUGGGAGGAAUAUCCUUACUGUUCUCUGCCCUUAUGUUUUUCCAUGGAGAACCUUGUUUUACUCAAUUUGGAAGAUAGGGACGUUAAAUGA
Messenger RNA from Hevea brasiliensis (rubber tree), 618 nucleotides. RefSeq names its product disease resistance-like protein DSC1. Lineage: Eukaryota; Viridiplantae; Streptophyta; Magnoliopsida; Malpighiales; Euphorbiaceae. Gene Ontology annotation, molecular function: ADP binding. The coding region runs from base 1 to 618 and encodes 205 amino acids. Gene Ontology annotation, biological process: defense response. The record is from RefSeq and is a predicted model, not a curated record. The transcript is spliced from 3 exons.